Molecule: messenger RNA, 1437 nt
Organism: Mercurialis annua (annual mercury)
Lineage: Eukaryota; Viridiplantae; Streptophyta; Magnoliopsida; Malpighiales; Euphorbiaceae
Exons: 13
Coding region: 142-1131 (329 amino acids)
Source: RefSeq, a predicted model, not a curated record
AUCUUCAAGCUUAGCUUCCAAAAUAUUUGUACCUCUUAAAAGCCAAAAACCUGCGGAUAAUUAAAUAAAACUAGUAGUUAAAAAAGUUAAGAGGUAGGUGUCAUUAGUUAGCUUCCUUGCGUGUUGUGUUGGUCUGCAGCAAUGAACACUACAAUGGCGCAAUGUUCACCCCCUAUAUUUACGGCUUUACUCAAACACAAUAAAUCCAAAAUUUCUUCUUUUCAAUUACCAUUUUCCCGUUCAUCUCUCUCGUCAAAUCACCACCGUUACCCUUCUAUUUCUAUGGCCUCUGCAACAACUCAGUCAUCAUCAUCUCAGAGUGUUUCUUCUGGGGAUGUUGCUAGUGAUGAUGCCAAUUUGUUCCAGUUGAUUCAAAGUCACCAAGAAAAGGCUGCUAGGCUUCCUCCUGUUGAGGAGAUCAAAACUGUGCUUCAUCACAGUGUUCGUGCCGUGCUUUCGACUUUUUCUCAGAAGCAUGAGGGUUAUCCAUCAGGGUCAAUGGUUGAUUUUGCUUGUGAUGUUGAUGGAUCUCCAAUCUUAGCAGUGAGCAGCUUGGCAAAUCAUACAAAGGAUCUCUCAGCUAAUACAAAAUGCUCAUUGCUUGUUGCUAGAGAUCCAGAGGAUAGGACUGAUUUGGUGAUCACAUUGCACGGUGAUGCUGUUUCUGUUUCUGAGGAAGAUAUAACCUCCAUUCGAAGUGCAUAUCUGGCCAAACAUCCCAAUGCAUUCUGGGUUGACUUUGGUGACUUUCAAUUCAUACGCAUUGAACCGAAAGUUGUGCGGUACGUGUCAGGAGUUGCAACUGCUUUACUUGGAUCAGGAGAGUUUAGCAAAGAAGAGUACCAAGCUGCUAAAGUUGAUUCGAUAUCUCAGUUUUCUAAGCCCGUAGCGUCCCAUAUGAAUAGAGAUCAUGGUGAGGACACAAGGCUCAUCGUGCAACAUGCAAUGUCAAUACCGGUGGAUUCUGCCUACAUUCUAGAUAUUGAUAGUCUGGGAUUCAACGUUAAGGCCAUCUGUCAAGGGAACGGGUACAAGCUUCGAAUUCCUUUCCCUAGACGUGCUGAAGAUAGAAAGGAUGUGAAGACUCUAAUAGUGGAAAUGCUUCAAGCUGCUAAGUCUCAAGUUAAUUGAUACCGCACUGAAAAAGGAAUAAGGAGGUCAAAAUGAACAGCCUAAUUGAUAGUUGAAAUGGAACAGAGAUCUGCUUGCUGGAAACUUAACAAUCACAUUGCUCUUGGUUUGCUUGCUGCUGAAUCCUGAUACAUCAUACAAAGGACAUUUUUACUUGUAUAAUUAUAAGAACAGCCAUCCAUGAAAUUUAUAAAAAUUGUACAGAUUUCAAAACCACACUCGAAUUGUGCUUGCCAAUUUGUUUCUAUUUUUAGGAAAUGUAUGGAUACUGCAGAAAACUAUCAGAUGAAAUCUUCUGCUGCUAAA